Molecule: messenger RNA, 225 nt
Organism: Hippopotamus amphibius kiboko
Lineage: Eukaryota; Metazoa; Chordata; Mammalia; Artiodactyla; Hippopotamidae
Product: mitochondrial import receptor subunit TOM6 homolog
Exons: 1
Coding region: 1-225 (74 amino acids)
Cellular component (GO): mitochondrial outer membrane translocase complex; mitochondrion
Source: RefSeq, a predicted model, not a curated record
AUGGCUUCCAGUGGGGUUGCCAUAAACGCUGCUGGCUGGGCAAAUGAAGCUCCUGAGAUUUUGGACAACAUGGGAGACUGGCUGCAGGGCGUCUACUGCUUCGCCACCGAUAGGAAGGAUUUCUGGAAGAAUUUGAUCCUCAAUUUGGGAGUUUUUGCUGUGGGAGUUUGGCUGGCCAGGAAUUUGAGUGACAUUGACCUAAUGGCCCCUCAGCCUGGGGUGUAG